AUGUCUUUCGCACAUUUCGCCAAGGUAUUCAAUGAUCCUGAAGUGGAUCUUGAGGAUGACGUAUGGGCCAAAAAGACCGGUGCUCGCUGGGAUAGAGAAUUCCAUCGUUUUAUUAGAGAUGUCACCGAAUCUUCAGUCUUCAACUUCAUAAUCAUGUUCACAAUCGUUUGUAAUGCCUUGUGUAUGGCUUUGGAGACCGACAUUUCUAUUCGAGAGAGUGGCAAAGAUUUGUUUCACAUUCUAGACGAACUGUUUUUAGCGGUAUAUACUAUAGAGUUUAUAAUGAAAUUAUAUGCCGAGCCGAAAGGCUACUGGUUUAGUAGUUAUAACUUAUUUGAUUUUGCUGUUUUGGUGAUAUCCUAUGUCCAGAUUAUACUCGUGUUAAUGAAUGCAGGAGGCUCGGGCUUGGCGGCCUUACGUAUACUUAGGGCGCUGAGAACUCUGCGAACACUGCGCACAGUAUCUUUUAUAAGAGGAUUGCAGGUUUUGGUAACAGCUCUUUUGGACACCAUACGCAAAUCUGUGUUGAACGUAGUCGGACUGCUGCUCCUUCUGAUGUUCCUGUUUGGCAUAAUGGGGUACUAUUUCUUUGGAUACAAGGACGACGCAGACAAACAGAAUUGGGGAUCUCUGGACAAAGCCAUGCUUACUCUUUUUAGCUACGUUACCGUUGACGGAUGGACAGAUAUCCAGGAAAGUUUAGAUAACUACAACAUGGAUGGCAGCAGAAUUUACACCAUCUUUUUUAUUUUCCUAGGGCACUUCAUUUUUUCUAAUGUAAUGAUUGGCGUUAUCAUUAUGAAUAUCAGUGAAGCGACUGAAAACUACGCGGCAGAGCAGCUUGCCGAGAGAGAGGCUGCCCUGAAGCACAAGAAAGAGUUCCUUUUACAACGUCAGCACAAUGAAGUUAAACAAAUGCUGGAGAAACAGCGAAGGGGUAAGUACUCAAAUUUCCACGAAAUGGUCCAAGAAUUCGAAGAUACACUACGUCAUGACGAUUUUGCAGUGGUCUCAGAUAUCUCUACAAAUCUUAUCUGGCUAGACACGUUACUCACGAGUCUCGAUCAUAUGGACAACUCAAUGUUCAGGGUCCAGCAGCUUCACUUUGAACUGUGUGGUGCACUGUCGCAGAUGUUAGAUGAAAAACUUAGAGCGAAAUACGGCACUUAG
Messenger RNA from Lingula anatina, 1170 nucleotides. Its product is annotated as cation channel sperm-associated protein 3-like. Lineage: Eukaryota; Metazoa; Brachiopoda; Lingulata; Lingulida; Lingulidae. Gene Ontology annotation, molecular function: voltage-gated calcium channel activity. Gene Ontology annotation, cellular component: membrane; acrosomal vesicle; CatSper complex. The record is from RefSeq and is a predicted model, not a curated record. Gene Ontology annotation, biological process: sodium ion transport; flagellated sperm motility; sperm capacitation.